This is a messenger RNA of Ictalurus furcatus (blue catfish), 4444 nucleotides long. RefSeq names its product intermediate filament family orphan 2b (gene iffo2b). The transcript has 10 exons. Lineage: Eukaryota; Metazoa; Chordata; Actinopteri; Siluriformes; Ictaluridae. The coding region runs from base 462 to 1973 and encodes 503 amino acids. The record is from RefSeq and is a predicted model, not a curated record.
CGGUUGAUGCGGUAGCAGUGAGUCUGUUUAAAGAGCUGUAAUAAGAUCCAGAGGUGCUGUAAGAGUUGGAUAUACACGCGAGACAAGUAACGUGCACGGUUUAAACGUUCAGCAGCACUGUUUAGUAUCAGGAGGCCCUGAAUUACUGUCACCUCCGGCCGGAUACUGAUACUGCGGCAAGCGUAAAAGCAUCUCCUGAGUUGGAGUCGCGAGCUUUCCGCCGCAUCCCAGCGCCGGGUGAGGGAAAUGAGCUGACACGGAGUCGACUCCUCUGUGUCAGCUAACGAAUUUCUUACCAAAAUGAGGAUUUUUAUGAUUGCGACAAAAUCCAACUAUCACUAGCGAUGGUGACAUCACGUGCACAAGGUGUUGCAGAUCCGGACAAUCUGAUCUCGGAGCUCUCGACUCUAAGCCUGUGUUAGCGACCUUGGAUUUGGAUACAAUCGGAUUCGGAUGAAAUCAUGAACUCGCUGCUUUUCGGAGACAUGUUGUCCGCAGGGAUGCUCGCCGCGCUGCCCGGAAACGGUUCGGGCGCGAGCGCGCUGCGCGACGAUCUGGGCUCCAACAUUCACGUGCUGAAGACGCUGAACCUGCGUUUCCGCCGCUUCCUGGCCCGAGUGCACGAGCUCGAGCGCAGGAACAAGGCGUUGGAGAGCCAGCUGAAGCUUGCCGCCGAGAGAGUGACCUAUCACCCUCUGUUCACGCGCGACGUGGCCGUGCAGACCGACUCGACCGAGCCGAGGCUACCGGGCACCAUCUGGAGCUACACGCACGUGCGGCGACGCGGGGAGCGCGUGGAGACGCUGCACGGGCCCGGGGUGUCGUGGUCGCACCCGGACGGCGUGGGCGUGCAAAUAGACACAAUCACCCCCGAGCUCAGGGCACUGUACAACUUUCUGGCCAAAGUCAAGCGCGAGCGUGACGAGUACAGGACCAAGUGGCAGGAAGAGCUGUCUAGACGAGAGCAGAUGGAAACGAUGCUGGAGACACUGCAAGAGAGCGCUCAGGAGUCAGAGUCCAUUCAGGAAGAGCUGAGGAAUAAAGUGGAGCGAUUAAAGGCUGAACUGGUGGUCUUCAAAAGCCUCAUGAGUGAUGGUGGCCGGCAUCCUGCUUCUCGUUCUAGAGCUGCAGAAAACAUGAGAAGGGUCCCUGAUCUGAAACAAAUGUCCGAGCUGGACUCUAAAAUCCAGGAGAAAGCCAUGAAAGUGGACAUGGACAUCUGCAGGAGAAUCGACAUCACGGCCAAACUCUGUGAUGUAGCGCAACAGAGAAAUUCUGAAGACAUAAUAUUCAAUGUCAGUCCGUCCAGGGCUCCAGCGGGGCCCGUGGCCUGUAGGAGAAAAGAGAAGAAGGCUUUGUCAGAUGAGGAAACCUCAGAGAUGGAUGCAGAUCCAAGCACGUCGGAAGAGGAAGCGGCGGGACCACUCAACAUCACGGACGAGAUGAAGCGCAUGCUCAAUCAGCUACAUUGCUCAGAUAACUCAUUUGUUGCCAGGAGGGAGAAUUUUGACAUCGACGAUGAUUGUGACAGUUUGACGUGGGAAGAAAAUGAGGAAACGCUGCUGCUGUGGGAGGACUUCACCAACUACAACGUGCCGUUCAUUAGCACCACAACCAAUGGUGCAGACUGUGAAGGAGGCAGCCAGGAAGCCGAUUGCAGUCUGGGAAGUCUCAUUGAUGAGACCGAGACGCUUUUCAAGACCAGGGAAGAGGAAUACCAGGCAACAAUCGGCCAGAUCGAGAUGGAGUUGGCUACAGCUAAGAGUGACAUGAAUCGGCACCUCCAUGAGUACAUGGAAAUGUGCAGUAUGAAGAGAGGGUUGGACGUACAGAUGGAGACGUGCAGAAGAAUGAUCAAGGGCGGGAGAAACUCUCCGUCCUUCAGCUCAGUGGCGAGCAGUGACUCAGGGAACACAGACGAGAUCCAGGAUGAGUCAGACAAGGAUGGAGACACAGAGGGGGCAAUCAGCUGAUAUUUACCCAGCCAGGUCACACCCUCCCCUCACCGAGCUCCUAUCAGCUCCAAGGCCACUCAGCAUUCGGCCAAUGGUAUCGAGCAGGACCAGUCCAAAGGAACUCUGAUGGACAGGUCCCAUUUUCCUGUAGGUGCUUUAAAGUCUCCUUUCUAGUGGGGAAGGUGAAGAGGGACGUUCUCUUGCCUCUUGAGCAUUGUGCCUCUGCAACGAUAUCCAAGGGUGUUCUGUUAGCCUGAGCAAUCACAAGCUUCAUUUACAAUCUGUUUUCCAGAGUAGGCAACCCAAAUUGUACCUUUUAAACCACAAUUCAGUAUCAGUAUCAAGACCCAACAGAAAUUUACAAUCAUAAAGAGCCAUUUCGCAUGUAUGAACCUUGGAUGGGUUGGAUAUCCAUUAAGAUGCCAGAAUGAUUAUAUUUUCUGUCUUUUCUACAAUGCUGUAUUAUUCAGAAGGCAGAAUAAUAGCUUUGAUGGCCUUUCUGCUGCCUCUAAACACUAAUUAACAAAAACGCAGUAGCGUGUGUGUGGACGGAAUGCAGCACAGCUCAAGAUAUCUCUAAGGUCUAUGCAAAUGGUUAGCCUUAUUUCAUGUUUUCAUCUUAUCCGAUGUUAUGUGUAUCCUGAUUGCCAUCUUUGCUGGGAAUACAGUUCUCGCCAUCGUAACGAGUGCUUCUAGAGGAAAUCAUGAGGCCUGUAAUGUUUACAAGCUCUUAGAGGGAGCUGUGGUGCGGUAUAGGUGCCUACUCAAGAGUACUACACUUAAAAAAAAAAAAACAGUUUCUGUGUUCAAAUAUCAUAAUUCUGGAAUGAAAAGAGCUAUGUGCCUGAUCUUAUGACUGGACUUUUUGAUUUUGAUGGCCUUAAUGUAUUCACUUGCUUUUUCUUUUUCUUUUUCUUUUUUUUUAAACAAAUUGCAGCCUACAUAUUUGCUCGGAUAGACUUCUUGUUUUGUAUGUCUUAAUGUUUUUUGCUGUUUCUUCCAAAGACGAAGCUGCCUUAUUUUGUUAAGCGGCUUAAAUGAUUUUAAGAGAUUUCAGGUAGCAAUUCUUAUUGUAAAAUGGACAUUUUUGUUGAGCGUAGGUUACCAUCACUACUGCUAAUAUAUUAAUUUAGUGAUGACCAACCAGAUAUGCCAGCAUAAUUUCAACCAUAAUAUGUCUCACAUUUGGCCAGCAAUGGAAGAAAAGUUUAUCUGUAACUGGGCUCAAGAAUGCUAUUAGUAUUUCCAUACUACGAAUAUUGUUAUUUUUGCCUCUUUUUUUUUCAUGUUUGACUUUUUGACAUUUAUGUUGUAUACAAAAGUUUUCAAACAUAUUUUUGCAUAUUCAUUUAAAUGUCAUUUAUGUUUGUUUUCUCUAGGAUUUCUUGUGUUCAUAUUUAAACUGUCUAUUGGUGUAAAAAGGAGGUCCUGACAUUAAUAACAAAUGAUUAGUUGUAAAACGAUGCACAAAACGGCAAAAUGCAGUUGCGAUCAUUUGAGCCUCCAUAAUACACAGAGAUGAAUCCAUCUUAUUCAGUUUUUAUUAUACUGUAUUAUAUUCUACUUCUUAAAAGUCAUGUUAUAGAAUUUCCUAUGAAAGAAAUCAAAGACCUGCUUAGGGUUUUAUACGAAUGUCCUUUUUUUUUUUUUUUUUUUAAACAAUAUUCAGGGUCAUUUGGAUGCUUUUUUCUGCUAAAUAAUUCAUGCACUAAUCAAAAUUUUGCCUUUUACCCUCAAACAAUGCUUAUUUUUAUAUUGUUUAACGCAAUAACAGGAAGACCAUACUGCAUUUCUUUGUGCCAGGCCCAACAAUAGAAAUCUCAGUAGAGACUUCCUUUUUGUAAUCAGUGAAAUGUAAAUAUAACGUUUACCUGAACGUAAAAGAGAUCUAGGAAAAGAUUGUCCAGUUUAAAGGUGCAGUUUGUAAAAUUAUAGACCUAUAAAAAAAAUCAUAUAACAAUUAGACAAUUUCAAACAUACCUUUCUUGACAUUUGCCACACUGACAUGCAACAGAUCUGGCUAGUUUCUUCAUUUAAUGCUUCUGUUGGCAUUUUGUCCGGCCUUGAAAUUUGAAAUGGAGCUUCUCAGCUAUGUCUCUUUUCCUUAAAAGGCAACUCACAGGGAUACAUAGCUUCAAUAGAGGAUUUGUUGGGUUGAGGGGAAGGGAAAAGCUUGUCAGUUUUCACUCCAGUUCCAGUUCACCAGUGCACCAGAAAGUGCAAUAAAUUACAAACUGCUCCUUUAAGUGCAUGUUACAAUGGUAACUGAGUAUUAGGUUAAGGUUUAAGAUUUUGUGCUCGUGACCACAAGGCUGUGAGUUCACAUCCCAGGGUUGCCACUGAUGGGUUCUUGAGCAAGACCCUUAAGAACCUGGCUGUUUCACUUUGUAAGUCGCUUGUAAGUUACAUAUGAAUGUGCUGAUACAAAUGAAUUUCUGUCAUGUAGACACUGGAGCUUUAUUGAAGUAGCAGUAAAGAGAUGGCCUGAA